This is a messenger RNA of Populus nigra (black poplar), 1166 nucleotides long. RefSeq names its product protein RADIALIS-like 4. The record is from RefSeq and is a predicted model, not a curated record. The transcript has 2 exons. Bases 380 to 673 code for a protein of 97 amino acids. Lineage: Eukaryota; Viridiplantae; Streptophyta; Magnoliopsida; Malpighiales; Salicaceae. Gene Ontology annotation, molecular function: DNA-binding transcription factor activity.
AAAAAAACAUUUAGAGAAGUUUAAAUUGAAAUUAAAAAUAAAAAACCCUUUCCUUGAAACUGAUUCCUCUCUCCCCCUGUCUGUACCUAGCUUGUCCUGCUUCAUCUUGUGGUUCCAAAGAAGCCUUGUCGCACCUUACGCUACCUUUUGGUAACAUAGAUUCUCCAACUGGAUCCAACCCACCAUCACCACAGCCUCUUUCUCCACCAUUUAUAAGCACUGCACCCUAGCCACUCAGUAUCUCAAAACACCUCUUCAAUUAAAACCUGCUCUCUUAUGUUCACUUAUUCAGUGAUCAGCCCAACUAAUAUUCUUCUAUUUGCAAAAGAGUCCCGUGUCUCUGCUUUUCCAUCAAAAUUUUAGACUUGGCAUUGAGAAUAUGUCUUCCAGCCAUCAAACUCCUAGGAAUUCUAGCUCCUCUUGGACACCAAGGGAAAACAAACUGUUUGAAAAGGCUCUAGCCUUGUUUGAUAAGGACACACCGGACCGGUGGCAAAAUAUAGCCAAAGCUGUUGGUGUGAAAUCAGCUGAGGAAGUGAAGAGACACUACGAAAUCCUCAUUGAAGAUCUUAAACAUAUCGAGUCCGGCCGUGUUCCUAUUCCUAAUUACAAGUCCAGUAGAAGCUACAGCAAUACUAACGAAGAAGAAAGGGUAGCUAGGUCCAUGAACUAAAACUAAAAGGGGCAACAUUCAGCCUUGGUUCCAAGAAGCUACCUCUCACAAGCUCCUUAAUUCCUUCAAUAACUUCUUAUCGUGUUCCUUAAAGCACCAAUCGGGUCCUCUAUGCCACUUGAUUCGGAUCACAGUACCUACUUGUCCACUGCUCUAGUCAAGUUCUCUUCAUGCUGUCUAGGUAACUUUUUCUCUUCAAUUAUACUGCCCUUCUAGCAACUUUCUGCUCUAGUCCCAUCGAGUGCAUUAAGUCAUUUAUUUGUUCUAUACAACAAUUCAGUGCCUUCUUCUGUGCCUUAGAAAAACUCAUCAGCAUUGUCAAGGUUUGAACUCAAAUAUCCGACCAUAGCUCAAGUCCAUGAAACAUCUUUAACUGGAAUUAUGUCCUUUCCAUUUCUUUAAAGAUAGUGAAGAAUACAACAUAGCAGUUAAAUCAAAUUCUAAUUUUAUUUUAUUUUUUGUUACAUGAGUCUCACUCAAAAGGUUUUAAUGA